AUGGUUGGCGCACUAAACAUGCGGCCCAAAAGAUGGGUUGCACACGCCUUUCGAUGCGCCUCACUUUUGUCACUGACGCGUUCUCCAGUGUUUCCCCUCAGGUUUCUACUAGAACAAAUCGAAAGUAUGACCUCAGACGAAUACACAAACUCGGAGGAACAGACAUAUCUGGAUUUGUGCCAGCGCAUCAUUUCGGAAGGCGAACACAGGCCGGAUCGUACCGGCACCGGCACGUACUCUCUGUUCGCGCCUCCACAGCUGCGUUUCAAUUUGCGUAAUGGCCAGUUCCCACUGUUGACCACCAAGAAAGUUUUCAUGAAAGGAAUACUUCACGAGCUGCUAUGGUUUGUUCAGGGCUGCACCGAUGGCAAAAAGUUGUUCGAAAAAGGCGUGAAAAUUUGGGAGGGUAAUGGAUCUAGAGAGUACCUGGAUUCGCUAGGGCUUACAGACCGAAGAGAAGGUGAUCUCGGUCCGGUUUACGGAUUCCAAUGGAGACACUUUGGAGCGGAAUAUACUACUUGCGAUGCGGAUUACACUGGUCAGGGCCAUGACCAACUGGCUCGUAUUAUCCAAACAUUGAAGACAAAUCCAUAUGAUAGACGGAUCAUCAUGUCUGCGUGGAACCCACCAGACUUCCCCAAGAUGGCACUGCCGCCAUGUCACGUUUUCUGUCAGUUUUAUGUGAAUUUCCCACCAAACUCGAAACCCGAACUUUCAUGUCAAAUGUACCAGCGGUCCUGUGAUAUGGGAUUGGGUGUUCCCUUCAAUAUCGCAUCCUAUGCUCUGCUGACCAAGAUGAUCGCAGAAGUGUGCGAUAUGGAAUGUGGUGACUUCGUUCAUACCAUGGGGGAUGCCCAUGUCUAUGCAGAUCAUGUGGAUGCCCUCAAAGAGCAAUUGACAAGAACACCACGCAAAUUCCCUACCUUGACGCUGAAGAGAAAGAUUACUGAUAUUGACGACUUUAAGUUUGAGGAUUUCGAGGUUCAUGGAUACGAGCCAUAUGGACCUAUCAAGAUGAAGAUGAGUGUUUAA
This is a messenger RNA of Kuraishia capsulata CBS 1993, 1032 nucleotides long. RefSeq lists its product as uncharacterized. Lineage: Eukaryota; Fungi; Ascomycota; Pichiomycetes; Pichiales; Pichiaceae. The transcript has a single exon. Gene Ontology annotation, molecular function: thymidylate synthase activity. Gene Ontology annotation, biological process: dTMP biosynthetic process. The record is from RefSeq and is a predicted model, not a curated record. The coding region runs from base 1 to 1032 and encodes 343 amino acids. Gene Ontology annotation, cellular component: mitochondrion; cytosol.